UUUCAAAAUAACAACAUUUAGUAGUUAAUGUUUUUCUUUUUUUCCAAGUAUUUUAUAAUGUCGCUAUUUUAAGAUGUUUUUGUUUAUUCAGUGUAAAGAUAUUCUGUUGUUUCGAUUCUGCGGGACUUAAUCCGAUCAAAAGCCAAUGAAAAGAUCUUUUAUAUGUUGCCGAGAAGAUGGCGGGUGAUGAACUUGUAAGAAGGGGAUGGCAUCUUACAGAAGAAGGUCUGGAUCAGUGUGCAGAAAACGGAAACACUUCUGUGGAUGUUGUAAUCAAGAAUGCACUAAAUGCAGACUUGCGAGACAUUGGUGGCAAGUGGCUGCCAGAAGAAUUAGGUGGUGGAAAGGGAAAACUGGACUAUCUGGAGGGGCCUGCAGUCUUACAGCUUCAGAAACUUCGCAACAUCUCAGCACCAAAAGACAAUGAAGAAUCACAGGUUGCACCUCGCCUUUGGAAAAUGACUUUGACAGAUGGGCACACAAGUUGUCUUGCCAUUGCUUUGGAACCCUUGAAAAACUUAAGUCUGACCACACCACCUGGCACAAAGCUGCUUCUGGAAGGGACUGUGGAUGUUGAGAGCUGCUACUUACUGUUGACCAACAAGAAUGUGCGAGUGUUGGGUGGCCGUGUGUCCAGUAUUGCUGACUCCUGGGAGCUGAAAAGGAAACUGGCUCAACAGUCACGAGCAGGCAUCCAGUCAGAAGGAGGACCACCACCAUUUGUGCCUUUUGGAAAGAAGAUUUCUGCAAUAGAAGCUCCAAAAAAGGAUAAUUUUAAAUCUCUGGGUGUCACCAAGCAAGACAAAGAGGAAGAAGAUAGUGAAUUCCAGCAGCAGCGUCAAGCAACCAUUGCAGAGGCACUUAUGGGAAAAGCAAAAACAUUUGGAGGAGGAUCCCGGCCAGCAGUUCAAGAUCGGGAUGUAGCACGCAUAGUAGAUAUGGGAUUUUCUCCAGACCAGGCUAACAGUGCUUUGCGACAAGCUGGUGGCAAUGUCAACACUGCUAUAGAUGGCUUGCUUGGUGGAAAUUAUGCCAUUGGUGGGCGUGGUCGUGGUGGAGGUGGCAGAGGGGGGAGCAUUAGCAUCAAGGACAGCAGGAAUGAUGGUCGAGGGGAGAAUGAUGAUCGCAUUGGUUCUCGUCGUGGAGGCCGAGGAGGAGGAAGAGGGGGUGGAUCAGGAGCAAGAAGGGGAAGAGACCAAGAUGAUGAUGAUGACAGUCUUUCUAGUCGUCCCAGUGGUCCAGCUACACUUUUUGACUUUCUGGAAACCAAGAUUCCCACUAAAACAGAAAAACAGCAAGGUAGCAGAAUUAUUCAGCAUGUGGCAUCUGCAUCAUCACAGGGUCAGAAGUUAAAUUCAUUAUCUCAGCAACAGAAUCACACCAGACUUCAGACAGACAGUAACUUCAGCAGCUCUCGGGUGACAAACAGCAGUGCUAACAGCUUACCACAGGAUGCAUCUAUGGGUUAUUCAAAGAAGGCAGAGUCACAAAUCAAGGAAACUGGUGGCCCAGUGAAGGGGGAUAACUCCCGACAGAGCCAGCCUGUAGAUUCACAUUCUCGUGGGCAGCAGCUUGAUUCAAGGCAUAGUCAAAUAUCAGAAGUCAGCUCAAGCAACAAGAAUGCUCGCGAUAAGGUCAGGACUAAUGGUGGUGGAGAUUUUCAGAUGGAUGAUGCUUAUGGGGUGGGUGCACUGCCUGGUCGCAGACCGCAGAAUCUUCCACCACGGCUAGCGAAUAAACUAGGUCGUGAUGGUAGUGCACAGAAUCAGGUAUCUUCCCGUCCAGUAAACAGUGAUUACCCAGACAGUCUUGACAGUGGCAACAGGAGGACUUAUUUCAAUGACGGGUCUAGAGAUGGCAUGCAGUCCAGUCGUGGUCCUUUGAAAGAACAGUCUUUCAACUCUUCUGGAAGAAACUAUGCAAACAGGAUGGAUCCAUCUUCAGACCAGCCCUACAACAAAUACAGAAAUCACUCUGUGCCUCAUUCACGACGUGACCAUCAGAAUCACACACAAAAUCAGGGCAGCAAGCAGGACGGCUUGUUAUCCCAACUACCAUGGCAGAUUGGCCAAAGUGUUUUGGCCAAAUACUGGGAAGAUGAGCAGUUGUAUCCUGCGGUAAUUGAGGCAGUUGCUGAGAAUGGUGCAACAGUAGUGGUGACAUUUCUAGAGUAUGGAAACCAGGAAGAGGUCUUUAGCUCAGACAUUCAUCCUUUGCCACAACACAACUGGAUGAAUAUUCAGAACAAUGGCUACCCACGACCUCCCCAGUGUCAAGCUGCACCUCUUCUCACUCAGCCACCUCCUGGCUAUUAUUCAGGUUUUGUACCCUCAGACAUGCCAGCACCUCCACCUUUUCCUGGCACUGAACCAUUUGGUGUGGCCACAAUCUCUACCAUGGAGUUCCGCAGAGGUGGGUCUGGUCCCUCCUACCGCCGCAAAGAACAACCUGAUCGACGAAGACCAACUCAAGCUUACUACACACCACCACCACGCAAAAAGGAUGGAUGAUUCAGAUAAUGCAGUAAAAAAAAAAAGGAUUUCUUAAUCAUUGCCUUCUUUGAUUAUGUUUCCAUGACAAAACCGUUGCCAUUUGUGAAGUAUAGAAUCAACUGAUUUUAAAAUUCAGGGCUUUGCUUCAUCAGAAAUAGCACAAUGGUUCACAAUGAGCCUUAGAGUUUACUAUUUAAAUAUAUGCAUAAUUGAUGAGAUGUAAUGCACUUGCAGAAAAUGGGUGACUGUUCCACCAGAACUAAGACAAUGGGGAAAUAGAAUGAUAGUUGACAAAGUACAUCAGGGUGACAUUUUGUAGAAUUUCUUAAAUGGAGGGGAAGUAAGGGGCAGCUGUAUCUGUUAUCAUAUUGUACCUGUUUCCUGGUGAUAACCACACAAAAAUAAUGAAACCCACAUUCAUACAAACUGAUACUUGGAACUAGCUUACAGAUUGUUAAAAAUGUACAUGUUUAGACCAUAAACUUCUUUUAAAUUUUGCUUCAUCGUUGGUAAUAAAGCGGGGGAAAAAUAAA
Messenger RNA from Pomacea canaliculata, 3025 nucleotides. Its product is annotated as tudor domain-containing protein 3-like. The transcript has 12 exons. Gene Ontology annotation, cellular component: nucleus. NCBI's taxonomy places the organism in Eukaryota, Metazoa, Mollusca, Gastropoda, Architaenioglossa, Ampullariidae. The record is from RefSeq and is a predicted model, not a curated record. The coding region runs from base 177 to 2510 and encodes 777 amino acids. Gene Ontology annotation, molecular function: protein binding.